AUGGCUAACGUCUCAGCAUCCGUCCGUGGUGACAUGAGCCAGUGGAGGAAGAAUCUCUCUGCCCAUGUCAUCUGUCCGGAGUGCAGGGAGGUUCCGCCGAAUCUGGAGUUUCCUGACUCACACGAGACGGUAUGUGGUUCGUGUGGACUCGUGCUCGCCGACCGGGAGAUCGACAUGCACUCGGAGUGGCGGACGUUCUCGAACGAUGACCAGAACAACGACGACCCCUCGCGUGUGGGAGACGCCACGAAUCCUCUGCUGAACGGCGACCAGCUGGAAACGCAGAUUGCGAGUGGUGGUUCCGGCCGUGCGCGUGAUCUGUACCGCGCGCAGAACAAGCAGUCGAGCGAGAAGGCGAACAAGGCGCUGCUGGCCGCCUACAAGGAGAUCGGUGCUCUGUGCGACGGCUUCAACAUCCAGAAGAACGUCGCCGAUACGGCCAAAUACCUGUUCAAGAUCGUUGACGAUGCCAAGGCGUUCAAGGGCAAGUCUCAGGAUGUUAUCAUCGCAGGCUGCAUCUUUAUCGCCUGCCGGCAGUGCAAGGUGCCCCGGACCUUCACCGAGAUCUUCGCCGUCACAAAGGUCACGCGCAAGGAAAUUGGCCGCAUCUACAAGGCGCUGGAGAAGUUCUUCACGGCCCAGAAUCUCGAGAGAAUCAAUGCCGUCGUGUCAAGCGGUGGUGUCCCGGAUCCCAACGACACCUACACCGCCACCACGUCGACGAAGCCCAGCGAUCUCUGCAAUCGUUUCUGCAAUCUCCUCGAUCUUCCUUACCAGGUCACGAGCGUGUCGUCCGCUCUGUCCGAUCGCGUAACAACCAUGGGAGAUCUCGCCGGCCGCUCUCCCCUGUCCAUCGUCGCUGCCUGUAUCUACAUGGCUUCGUACCUCAUGGGCCACGGAAAGUCGGCCAAGGAGAUCUCCCAGGUCGCGCACGUCAGCGACGGCACCAUCCGCGGCGCCUACAAGCAACUCUACGCAGAGCGCGAGCGCUUGAUCGAUCCGGAAUGGAUCAAGGAUGGAAAGGGUGACAUGAAGAACCUGCCUGCCAGCUGA
Molecule: messenger RNA, 1053 nt
Organism: Aspergillus clavatus NRRL 1
Lineage: Eukaryota; Fungi; Ascomycota; Eurotiomycetes; Eurotiales; Aspergillaceae
Product: transcription factor SUA7
Exons: 1
Coding region: 1-1053 (350 amino acids)
Biological process (GO): transcription preinitiation complex assembly; transcription initiation at RNA polymerase II promoter
Cellular component (GO): nucleus; transcription preinitiation complex
Molecular function (GO): RNA polymerase II general transcription initiation factor activity; TBP-class protein binding
Source: RefSeq, a predicted model, not a curated record